Molecule: messenger RNA, 4007 nt
Organism: Mustela erminea (ermine)
Lineage: Eukaryota; Metazoa; Chordata; Mammalia; Carnivora; Mustelidae
Gene: ELF4
Product: E74 like ETS transcription factor 4
Exons: 8
Coding region: 702-2486 (594 amino acids)
Biological process (GO): cell differentiation; regulation of transcription by RNA polymerase II
Cellular component (GO): nucleus
Molecular function (GO): DNA-binding transcription factor activity, RNA polymerase II-specific; sequence-specific DNA binding
Source: RefSeq, a predicted model, not a curated record
UAUCUCCAUGUUAAAUAUCUCAAAGGUACCUCAAACCCACCAUAUACAGGCACUAUCCCCCUUCUCUUUCUCCACAACCCUGCUCCUCCUCCUCCUCCUCCUCCACAUGAGCACUGUCCCCGUGUACCCAAUGAAUCAAGCUGGAAAUUGGAUCCCUCUUCCCCAUCCAGACAGGGGCUGGGUCCCAACCUCCCACCUCUGUAAUGCCUCUGUUCUUCCGUCUUCAUUGCCAGAGACUGAACCCUCAGAGGUGCACAGUCAGAGGCCCUAAUCUUGGAUCCCGAGCUCUGACUGUAGGCUGAGCCCUUCACCCUCACCAUUGACUAAUCCUUUGCCAUUGGCCUGCGAAGGAGCCUAACCAUUCUCAUAGACUGAGCGCUAACCUUCGCCAUGGAUUAACCCAGAACUACAACCAAUUAAAACUGUCUGCUCCUGAUUGAGUGCAGGUGGUGCAGAGCUACCCCAUCUCUGUUCAUCAGGAAGCUACUCAAAGCCUCACCUAGUGAGGUUGGACCCAGAGCAAUGUCAUCCCAUACAAAGGACAGCCCGGGGGCCUCCAAGAAUGAAGAAUUCUGGAAGACCCCUCAGUGUUCCCAGCUGUGAUCGUGGAGCAGGUGCCCUACCCCGAAUUACUCCAUCUGUACUCAGGACUGGAGCUGGACGACGUUCACAAUGGCAUCAUAACAGACGGGACCUUGUGCAUGGCGCAGGAUCAGAUCCUGGAGGGCAGUAUUUUGCUGACAGAUGACAAUGAAGCAACCUCACAAAGCAUGUCAGCCACUGAAGUCUUGCUCAAUGUCGAGGCUCCCAACGACAUCCUGGAUGAGAAGCAGAUCUUCAGCACCUCCGAAAUGCUUCCGGACGCAGACCCUGCUCCAGCUGCCCCUCUGCCCAACUAUCUGUUUCCUGUCUCUGAGCCUGAUGCCCUGAACGGGGCAGGUGACACUGAUGACCAGGAGGGGCACUGUCUAGAGGAGAAGGUCCCCAGAGAGGAAAGUGCCAAGAAGACUGGAAAAUCAAAGAAGAGAAUCCGGAAGACAAAGGGCAACCGCAGUACCUCACCGGUCACUGACCCCAGCAUCCCCAUACGGAAGAAAUCAAAGGAUGGCAAAGGCAGCACCAUCUACCUGUGGGAGUUCCUCCUCGCGCUUCUGCAGGAUAGGAACACCUGCCCGAAGUACAUCAAGUGGACCCAGCGAGAGAAGGGCAUCUUUAAGCUGGUGGACUCCAAAGCUGUGUCCAAGCUGUGGGGGAAGCAGAAGAACAAGCCUGACAUGAACUACGAGACGAUGGGGCGGGCACUGAGAUAUUACUACCAAAGAGGCAUCCUUGCCAAAGUGGAAGGGCAGAGGCUGGUGUACCAGUUUAAGGAGAUGCCCAAGGACCUAGUGGUGAUCGAAGACGAUGAGGAGAGAACUGAAGUCACGGCGGCCUCCCCUCAGGCCUCCACUCCCUCAACCUCCUCCACCACUACCGCCCGACGAGCCAGCUCCAGGGUCUCGGCUAGAGCUGCUCCCCAGGGCAAGGGAGGCCCUUCCUGGGAGAAGCCAAAGGUUCAGAACGUUGGCUUACCGCCGUCUGCGAAUCUGGAAUUGGGACUGUCUACAGAUGAGGAGAUCCCCACUACCUCUACUGUGCUGGCCUCUCUCCCAGAGAGCCAGGCCAGACUCACCAAAGCCGUGAGUGCUGCUUCGGUGCCCGGCAACAUCCACCUGGGAGUGGCCCCAGUGGGGUCGGGCUCCGCCUUGACCCUCCAGACAAUCCCACUGACCACAGUGCUGACCAGCGGGCCUCCUGCCAGUGCUGCUUCCACACAGCUCGUUCUUCAGAGCGUUCCGCCGGCUUCGACCUUCAAGGACACCUUCACUUUGCAGGCCUCUUUCCCCCUGAACACCAGUUUCCAAGAAAGUCAGGUGGCGGCACCAGGGGCUCCACUGAUUCUCAGUGGUCUCCCCCAACUUCUGGCUGGGGCUAACCUUCCGACCAACCCGGUGCCAUCCUCUGUUGCAGGGGCUGGACCGGCCGGGCCCAGCCCUCAGCCCCCCGGGACUGUCAUCGCUGCCUUCAUCAGGACUUCCGGUGCCACCGCAGCCUCUGGGGUCAAGGAGGGGCCGCUGAGGCCCUCCUCGUAUGUGCAGGGCAUGGUGACUGGGGCCCCGAUGGAGGGGCUGCUGGUUCCCGAAGAGACCCUGAGGGAGCUCCUGAGGGAUCGGGCUCACCUUCAGCCACUUCCCACCCAGGUGGUUUCAAGGGGUUCCCACAAUCCGAGCCUUCUGGGGAACCAGACUUUCUCUUCUCCCAGCCGCCCCACUGUUGGGCUGACUCCAGUGGCUGAACUUGAGCUCUCCUCAGGCUCAGGGUCCGUGUUUAUGGCUGAGCCUAGUGUGACCACCUCUGGGAACCUGCUGACCAGAUCCCCAACCCCUGCCCCCUUCUCCCCAUUCAAUCCCACUUCUCUUAUCAAGAUGGAGCCCCAUGACAUAUAAAUGAACGGGCUGGGGGAAGCGUGCCUCACCAGGCCGAGUUGAGCAUCCUUUUCAUACGGACUUCCUCUAGCAGAGACUGACUGAAGCAGGACAUCUGCCCUUACUUUUUGGUGGGAUCUCAGUACACCGGAUCCCCUGUUCCCGACCCCUGUCCGGUGUCACGGUGGCCACACCAUGCCCAGUUUGAGCGUCCCUGGCAUCAGACCAUGGCCUUCAAGAGCACUAGGGGAUAUGCUCUUGUCAGGGUAACGGGCUGACUGGGUGAUGGAGGGAGAAAGAACCUCCAGAGAAGUCUGGCUGGGGCCGAUGCAGGGGCUCUGUGGGGGAGAGUCCUUUCGUGGGGCUGUUCGCCGUCUGUGUUCCCUCCACGGGGAAUUUCCUAUCCCAUAUGUGAAUAUCUCUGUAUGUAUUUGUGUGUACUCGUGGGUCUGUAUCUCUGUUUCUUUGGGGAGGAUGGGGGUGUAGCUGUGAGGUCUUCAAGGGUCUGUGUUUCUGGGUCAGCUGCAGAGAUGGUGGGUUUUUUUCUUAAGGGAAAGCAUUCUCUAGUUCCCUUUGGACAAACCAUUCAGUUGCCCUGAGGCUAUGGGGUACAGGCUGGAUCCCCCAGACUGGGAGAGAUGUCACAGAGCUGGAGCAGAUCCAGGGGAGGAGGGUUUCGACGGAUAUGUGUGCUGGGGAAGACGGAGUUCAAAGGGACAGGGUCAGACCCAGAUACGAAGUCCCCACGCAGGGCUGGCUUAAUUGAAUGUUUGCGUCAAGGGCCUGGGCUGUAAUACCAGCCUUUGCUGGCACACUGGCCUACCCACCCCCCACGACCCGGGGAUCCUUUUCAUUAGUUUUGCCCCAGUGUCUCCCUGCUGUCCGGCGUGGCUGGGGUAGCCGUGGAGCAGCGGACACUGAGGCUGCCUCCCCUCCUGCCCGUGCGCGCCCGCUGCCCAGCCUGCCUUCUACUCACCUUGUAGGUUUGCCAGCCCGCCUCCCCACGAUGGCUACCGCAGACCUCGAGCGGACCGCUGGCCCUCAUCGCCGACUCCCACACCUAGCCCUGACUCUACGCCGAGAAGACAGGAGCCGGUGGAUGUGAGCCCGCAUGACACGUCUGUCUCUGCCCGGUCCCCUGCUUCCAUCUUCUCUCUUUCUGAGGACGUUUCAACCCAUCCUCUCCUAAGUGAACCCCUCGGCUUCACUCCUCCUUCCCCUUCUUUGCAUUAGCUUGCCUCUCUCCAGCCAAACUGGGGGCGAGCCUAAGAGCUAAGACGCGUCAGCCUCAGAAACAGUUCUAUUAUCUGGUGAAUUUGGUUAAUGUGAAUCAGUGCCCAGGCCCUUGGCUAUGUCCUCAGUAGAAAACCAUCCACUUGAACUAACUACCUCCCCUGGUUGCUGCCAAGCCUCCUGUGUUCUCUCCCACUUUCUUCUUGUUCUUGUCCCCUUCUCUCUCUGGAAAGAACCAUUUAUGGGUGUGCAGGUGUGUUUAUUACACAUCUCCAGCACUUGGUAUUAAAAUGCUUUUUUCUAAUAUAA